Carassius gibelio (silver crucian carp) is the source of this 3992-nucleotide messenger RNA. RefSeq names its product excision repair cross-complementation group 4 (gene ercc4). Gene Ontology annotation, biological process: nucleotide-excision repair involved in interstrand cross-link repair; resolution of meiotic recombination intermediates; double-strand break repair via homologous recombination. Lineage: Eukaryota; Metazoa; Chordata; Actinopteri; Cypriniformes; Cyprinidae. The coding region runs from base 303 to 2972 and encodes 889 amino acids. Gene Ontology annotation, molecular function: damaged DNA binding; single-stranded DNA endonuclease activity; single-stranded DNA binding. Gene Ontology annotation, cellular component: nucleotide-excision repair factor 1 complex. The record is from RefSeq and is a predicted model, not a curated record. The transcript has 11 exons.
CUAAACUCUGCGACGUCACGUGACACAAUACGCCUUUUUGAACUGUAACGAAGGCGAGUAAACCAAACUUAUCUAAUGCCAAGGAAUAUGAUAUAGCUUAAAAAAAACGGGUUUGCUCAGUUCUGUGAUUUUGUGUAUACUACUGCCAAAAAAAUAGACGUUAAAUGGAAGGCCAAUUCUUUAGUUCGUCCUGGUAAAAGGGAGUAGAACUGGUAGAACUAUGAAAUCAUGAACCAGUAACGUUCGCGUUAUUCCAGCACGUAAAAAAUCUAUUCGAUUAUUUCAGUAAAUCGUUCGUAAAAAUGGCGAGCCCGUUGCUGGAGUAUGAGACAGAGAUGUUUCUGAGUUUGUUCAGCACAGACGGGCUGCUGAUCAGCGCUGAGGGGCUCGGAAUCGACCGCCUUCUCUUACACUUCAUGAGAGUGUAUUCAGAGGAGGGCAGCCUGGUGCUCCUGUUAAACACAACCACUCCUGAACAGGAGUAUUUUACGGAGCAGCUCCGUGCUGAAGGGGUGAGCCAUCUUCCCCAGACUGUGACCAGUGAUGUGCAUAAUAAUGAAAGAUACAAUGUGUACACUAAAGGAGGAGUUCUGUUUGUGACCAGCCGAAUCCUAGUGGUGGACUUCCUUACGGACCGAAUUCCUGCUCACCUCAUAACAGGAAUCCUGGUGUAUCGUGCGCAUAAGAUCAUUGAGUCUUGUCAGGAGGCUUUCAUUCUGAGACUUUAUCGGCAGAAAAACAAGACGGGGUUCAUCAAGGCCUUUACUGACAAAGCCACAUCCUUCUCUUCUGGCUUCUGUAAAGUCGAGCGCGUCAUGAGAAACCUGUUUGUAAAGAAGCUCUUUCUUUGGCCAAGAUUUCAAGCAGCAGUAAACACAACGCUGGACAAACACAAGCCGGAUGUGGUGGAGCUGCAUGUGUCUCUGACUCCAGCGAUGAGAGCCAUUCAGAGCUCUAUUCUGGACAUCAUGAACGCCUGCUUGAAAGAGCUGAAGCGCUACAACCCCACGCUGGAAGCAGAAGACCUCUCUCUGGAGAACAGCCUGGGAACUUCCUUUGAGAAAACAAUUCGUCAUUAUCUUGACCCACUGUGGCAUCAGCUGGGGUCCAGGACCAAAUCCCUCGUUCAGGACCUGAAGAUUUUAAGAACCCUUCUUCUCUACCUCACUCAGUACGACUGUGUCACCUUCCUCAAUCUGCUGGAGUCUUUGAGAACCAGCCAGAAAAGCUUUGGUAGUAAUUCAGGUUGGUUAUUCUUGGACUCGAGCACAUCGAUGUUUGUAAAUGCUCGCAGUCGCGUGUAUCGCAUUCAGGAGUCAAAGAAGAAACUUAAAGUCGGAGAGACUGACCAGAAACAAAGUGCACUAGCCCCUCCAAUAAGAGAGCUUGUGCUUGAAAAAAAUCCAAAAUGGGAAGCGCUAACAGAGGUACUACAGGAGAUUGAGAAAGAAAACAGCAACUCUGAGCAUGAACCGGGCCGUGUGUUGAUAUGUGCCAGUGAUGACAGGACAUGCGCUCAGCUGAAAGAAUUUAUCCAAAAAGGAGCAGAGCACCUUCUGAAUCGGCUUUAUUCACGCACCAUCGGAAAAGAAGAUCCUCAGCCUGAUUUGCUGAAGCUUGACAAAGGCUGGCCCAAGAAGGACUCCGCUAAGAGCAAAGGGAAAAAUGGGCGGCCGAAAAAACCCAAAGCCAGCUCAAAGAGACUAACAAAGAAUGAGAGGCCGUCAAAAGUCAGGCAGGAAGAUGGAGCUGAAAAGGACAUAAUUGGAAACAGUGAAGAUGAAGGAAGGAUGGCGGAAGAGGAAGAGGAAGAAGAAGAAGAGAUUCUUCUUGAUCUCUCUUCAGAUGACUACUAUGGCAUUCUUAAAGAGCCGUUGACUGUCAUUCACCCGUUGAAGGGUUGCAACGACCCGUACAGUUUGACACGGGUGUUGCAAGAAGUUGACCCCAUGUUUGUUGUUUUGUAUGAUGCUGAACUCAGUUUUGUGCGGCAGCUUGAGAUUUAUAAAGCCAGCAGACCAGGAAAACCUCUCCGUGUGUAUUUUCUUAUAUAUGGAGGCUCGACAGAGGAACAGAGGUAUCUUACAGUCUUGAGCAAAGAAAAACAAGCAUUCGAGUACCUCAUAAGGGAAAAGGCCAGCAUGGUUGUGCCAGAAGAGAGAGAGGGUAGGGAAGACACCAACCUAGAUCUGGUCCGCAGUCAGGAACCUGCAAAUGCCACCACAAACACCCGCAAAGCAGGGGGACGUGAAGAGGUUAAAGAGCCUCAGCGAAUCAUAGUUGACAUGCGGGAGUUCCGCAGUGAACUUCCUUCCCUUCUUCAUCAACGGGGUCUCGACAUUGAACCCAUCACCUUAGAGGUUGGCGACUACAUACUGACUUCAGAGAUCUGCGUGGAGCGCAAAAGUGUCAGCGACCUCAUUGGUUCCCUGCAGAGUGGGCGUCUCUACACACAGUGCCUCUCUAUGACUCGAUUCUAUCGCCGUCCCGUGCUGCUUAUCGAGUUUGACCCAGCAAAGCCUUUCUCCCUGGUGGCCCGCAGUGACUUUCGUCAGGAGAUCUCUGCCAGUGACAUCACCUCCAAACUGACCCUCCUCACCCUCCAUUUCCCCCGCCUGAGGCUGCUCUGGUGCCCGUCUCCCUACGUGACAGCAGAGCUGUUUCAGGAGCUCAAACACGGCCGCCCGGAGCCUGACGCUGCUACAGCUCAGGCCGUCACUGCGGAAUCAGAGACUGUGACGGAAUCAGCAGACCUGUACAACCCCGGCCCUCACGAUUUCUUGCUCCGUAUGCCUGGAGUCAAUGUGAAAAACUUCAAGAGCAUUAUAAAACAUGCUUCCUGUCUGGCUGAUCUAGUAACCUUUAGUCAGGAAAAGCUCAGUGAGGUAUUGGGCAGUAGUAGCAACGCCAGGCAGCUUUAUGAAUUCCUGCACAAUCCAAUGGAUGUGGUGCCUGUUCAGAAAAACAAGUAGACAUCGUAAAGAAGAACAGUAUUUGCAUCAUAAUAUCAGGUUUGGUAAUUGUGCCUAUUUAUUAUGAAAUUGUUGUAUAAAAUGCAGUGAGUGAAUUAUUGUAUUUCUGAAUAUUUAAAGGGAUAGUUCACCUAAAAAUGAAAAAUUUGUCAUUACUCACCCUCAUGUCGUUCCAAACCUGUAAGACCUUCGUUCAUCGUUGAAAUACAUAUUAAGAUAUUUUUGAUAAAUACCGAUAGCUAUCUGAUGCUCCCAUAGACAGCUAAGAUCCUAACACAAUCAAGGUCCAGAAAGGUCCCGAACGUAGUAAGGACAUUUGUUCAAUCAUAAUAUGGGAGUACGAAGCUACGAAAAUUAAUUUGUGUGUGCAAAGAAAACAAAAAUAAUGACUUUAUUCAACAAUUCAUCUCCUACGCGUCACCCUGUAGCGCCAUUUUGGAGAGUAUCAGAUAUACGUGAAUAUGUUGUUUAUGCUUUGAUCUGAAUGUAAACAAUGUAUCUGCGUACAUAUUAUGUAUUCUACCAGGGUAAUGCGGAGGAGACUAAUUGUUGGAUAAAGUCCAUUUUUUUGUUUUCUUUGCACACAAAAAGUAUUCUCGUAGCUUUGUGAAAUUACGAUUGAACCACUGAUGUCACGUGGUUUAUUUUAACAAUGUCCUUACUACGUUUCUGGACCUUGAUAGUUUUUGAUCUUUGCUGUCUAUUGGAGCUUCAGAAAGCUCUCGGAUUUCAUCAAAAAUAUCUUAAUUUGUGUUCCGAAGAUGAACGAAUGGUUACAGGUUUGGAACGACAUGAGGUUGAGUAAUUAAUGACAGGAUUUUCACUUGGAAGAACUAUCCCUUUAAAAAUGAAAUGCCUUGUUUGUUAAAAUCAAACUUUCCAGUUUGAAAUGACAUUGCUGUGUUAUAUUUAAAUGCAUUUAUUUGCUUGUUUUAAAAUUUAAUAUUUUCAUUGGAAAAUUCCACUCUUAGAAAAAGUUAACAUUUUUGUCAUGAAUAAAAUAAAUUAUUUCUGUAAUUA